Messenger RNA from Sycon ciliatum, 2707 nucleotides. Its product is annotated as WD repeat-containing protein 75-like. Gene Ontology annotation, cellular component: nucleolus. Gene Ontology annotation, molecular function: protein binding; RNA binding. The record is from RefSeq and is a predicted model, not a curated record. Bases 117 to 2516 code for a protein of 799 amino acids. The transcript is spliced from 23 exons. Lineage: Eukaryota; Metazoa; Porifera; Calcarea; Leucosolenida; Sycettidae. Gene Ontology annotation, biological process: positive regulation of transcription by RNA polymerase I; positive regulation of rRNA processing.
GAUAUGCAGCAUGUUCAACGUCCAUGGGCAAAAUAAUUGUUCACUCCACUAUUUCGAGGAGACGGUGAGCAUGAACGGUGCCAAGCUGUAACGAUUUAGGGGAAAGUUGCUGUGGCAUGGAGGAGGAACAGCAGUUCAUUGCAUCGGUACGAGGCGGCCAGUCCAUCACUGCGCGACCACCAGUUUUCAGUGCAAACGCUGAGUUUGUGUACUGCUGUUCGGGAAAUACUGUUCGCGUCUAUAGCGCCAAAUCUGGUCGCUUUGUUCGCUCGUUGCGUGAUGGCCACACGGGCUACGUAACCGGAAUCACACUCAACCCUAGGAAUUGUUUUCAAGUAAUCACAUGUGGCGAAGAUGGCAAUGUUGUUGUUUGGGACACCGAUGGCGGUAUCUUAAAAGUUUCAGGUUUUGGUGAGCCGCUCACCGACAUCGCCCUACUCAGCUCUGAGCAACAGGAUCGUGUAUUCUGUCUGCAGGAGAAAUCGAACAAUGAUUAUUCGCUCUUCUGGUUUGACUUGGCCUCGAUGACCAUGAGCGCUGCAUCGCCGUCCUCGGAGAAGAUCACCGAUGGCCCUAAAGCCAAGCAUCUGUUUGACCUGCCCGAGCCCAGGCAGCAGAGAAUAGUCGUAAAUAAAGCGACGUCAUCCGUUGUAGUGUGUUCACGGAAGAAUAUCUACAUGUGGAGCUGUGUGCGCCAUCAACUAACAAAGUUGAGUUCAUCGUUUGGCAUUACGUGCGUUGCAUCACAUCCUAGCCAAGCUUGCAUUGCAACUGGCUGUGCAGGUGGUCAAAUCAAGCUAUGGUAUAAAAUUGCAGACGGUGCUUCGCAAGUCGAGUCUGUGGACUUCCAUUGGCAUUCGCACGCGGUGAUGGACUUGGCAUUCACGCACGAUGGUUCUUACCUGCUGUCUGGUGGAGAGGAGUCCGUACUGGUUGCUUGGCGCUUAGAAGACGCUGGCUCCACGAAGAAGUUCUUGCCGCGUCUUGGUGCACCGCUGAAGCACAUUACGUCCUCUCCGUCGGAUGAUCUCAGAGCCAUCUCACACGCUGACAAUGUCAUUCGCAUGGUGUCUGGAAACACGUGUAGUCCAAUGUAUGCAAUUGGAGGACUGCUCAAAGUGUUUACUGGCGAUAGGUAUGGUAAUCGGCUGCCCGCUGGUCUAGUGGUGCAUCACUCUCAGUCGGGCCUGGUGCUCAACGGUGCAUCGGGCAUGCUGCAGAUAUACGAUCCUUUCGCUGACAAGCCUUUCUUUGAUGUCGAUGUCGUAUGUGCAAACUACGUUGCACCAUCGCUGGAAAAGAUUGUGCCGUUCCCCGUUGUAAAUCAUGUGGCGAUGAGUGACGAUGGCAUGUGGCUAGCAACGGUGGAACACUGGCAGAGACCUGGCUUUGCACCCAGUCAACAGCUCAAGUUCUGGCACUUCUCGCGGAAGGCUGGCCAGUUCAAGCCGAUAUCUCAUGUUGAUGAAUCUCUCGCUGGUCGUAUCACAUCUCUUCACUUUCAACCGAGUGCGGCGCAGUUGUCCUCAGGAAUCUCGCCGGAGCCCAUGGAAGUUGACGAUCUGGAGCGUAGCAAGGAAGUCGUCAAGCCUGCCGAAGUGCUCUGUGUGACGUCUUACGACACUGGUGUUCACAAGUGCUGGGCUUCUGUGGGCGUCAGCACCAAGCAAGGAGAAAGAGUCAUCUGGAAGUGCUGGUCCUCAACACAUCACCGGCCCGCACCAGUUGUGGCCACUGCUUUCACAACUGAUGGUACCCUGCUGGCCGUGGCGUACGCGAAGCUCAUCACACUGUGGGAUGUGGAGAGUGGUGAUCUGCGCAGCACAUUGGUCUUACCCCAUGCUGAUGAUGCUAUCCGGUUACUGGUAUUUGGCAGCUUGUCUUCAACACGCUAUCUGUUGGCUGCCACAUCUCGCUAUCUGAUCUGCUGGGAUGUUGUCACAGGAUCCAUUGUCUCGACCGUUCAAGUAUCGUUGGCUGUACUGACCGCUGACAGGCAUAGUCCGUACGUAGCGGCCAUCACCAAGUCCACACCAGCAUACCCGCAUGUGUCAGCGUUUAUCUUCAAGCCUGGAGAUACGCGCACCGUGUGCAAUGUCAGUUCGUUCAGCUCACAGCCCGUGGUCGGUGCUGCGUUUGUACCGCGCCCCAGCGCCACUGACAAGAAUGCCGAGGAAGAGCAGACCGGACGUACGCUCGAGCCAUGGCGACGGAAAAGCGAGCUCUUCGUGAUCAACCAGGACCAGAAACUUCUGUAUUUGCGCCGCUCAGAUGAAGCAGAAGUGUCACUGGAGGAAGGGGAGGAAGAGCAGAAUCAACCAACGGCGCUCGCCAAGUUCAUUGAGGAGAAGUCUGUUGACGUGAAACAAGCACUACCAUCACUGGAGAGUGGUCAGCGACAGCACACAGCACAUUUGGUUCUAUCUGCUCCUGCCCACACUCUGCCCACCAUGUCGUCACUGUGUACAACAUUCCUGGAGUCACUUCUCCUACCCAAGGCAGAAGUCGCUCAGUGAGCAGCCAGGAGGAAUGGGGGAGAGUGGAAGAGAACAUCAACAAUACGCAGGAGCACACAUCUGUGUUGCUCCAACCAGUGCAAUACCGUCGGCCUACGGUUUUAAUCUUCUUUGCCAUGCAAGUUAGUGCUGUCAAGCAUCCAUAUCAAGAUUUAAUAUGGGUCGUUGAGAAGAGAACUUCAUGAACCGCA